Messenger RNA from Rhodofomes roseus, 1251 nucleotides. RefSeq lists its product as uncharacterized. The coding region runs from base 210 to 1103 and encodes 297 amino acids. The transcript is spliced from 4 exons. The record is from RefSeq and is a predicted model, not a curated record. Lineage: Eukaryota; Fungi; Basidiomycota; Agaricomycetes; Polyporales; Fomitopsidaceae.
CGCCGAGACAUCAGCGACUCAAUGUGCUCAAGCGGUAUACAAGUUCCUUGCACGUUUAGCUGCGCUUUCGGAAGCUUAACGGUGAUACACGUAUUCGAUCGAAGCGCUCCGCUGUAUGAGCUGUCACGGCGAUUGUGGAAGGGGUACAGCGUUUGGAAACCUGUAAGAGAACGUCCUCCGCCCGAUACAACCCUCAAGAGAAAAAUACGAUGCGAGUUCUAACAGUCGGUGCCUCUGGUUUCAUCGGCUUUGGGGCUGCCCAGGCCCUAGUGCGCGCUGGACACAUUGUCUAUGGCGUGACGCGCUCAGAGAACAAGAAAAAGAUGCUCGCAGCGGAAGAGAUCAUACCUAUCGUCGCUGAGACUGCGAACCCGUCACCCUGGCUCCCUCUGGUAGCAACUCUAGACGUAGUGAUCGAGGCGAUUGGCGGCUGGGACGUUGAGACCCUCUCCCCGAAGCUCUUGGAUGCCGUUGCUGAGGCUGUCAAGAAACACCGCCCUCCGCACGCUCCGAAGCUCGCCUACAUCUAUACCUCUGGGUCGUACGUCCACGGAGACAACCGAAAAGACAUCAUCACCGACACUACUCCCAUUACUCAACCUAUCGAGCUAAGCAAGUGGCGGGCAGCAUUCGAGCAGAAGGUCGCUACACAUUCUGUCCUCAACGGCAUCGCGAUCCGUCCGGCGAUCAUGUAUGGCAAGUCGGCGUCAUUCUUCGCGGUCAUGUUCCAGGCUGCACGCCCUGGCGGGACUAUCGAAUGGUACGGAAGCCCCGGAGUGAGGUACUCGCUCGUGCAUCAGGACGAUGUCGGUGAAAUGUACCGCCUGGCAGCUGAGAAGUCGGCCGUCAUAGGGGGACUGUGCUUCGAUGUGGCCAACGACUUCACGGAGAGCGUCGAUGACAUACUGCAGAGGCUCGUCGAGGUGUCUGGUGCACAUGGCUAUGAGUAUGUGGAGGCACAGACGCCGCUCGAGCGCGUCUUUGCGUCUUCAUUGCGUCUGCGCCCGUACCUGGCACGUAGCCUACUUGGAUGGCAACCCCGCAAAGCCGGGGUAGUGGACCACAUGGGGCUCUACUACGACGUAUGGAAAGCAUCACUUUAACGGAAGUACUGCUGAGCUCAUUUCAUGUCUGUUAAGUGCUUGAAUGCAUGUUGAGCCUGUCCACUGUUGGUACAUCUUAUGAUCCUAGAUCGGUUACGUGCCUCGAUGUCGCAGUACACUACGAUGUACUCCUAGGUAUAUAUUCACA